Molecule: messenger RNA, 2799 nt
Organism: Megalops cyprinoides (Indo-Pacific tarpon)
Lineage: Eukaryota; Metazoa; Chordata; Actinopteri; Elopiformes; Megalopidae
Product: transmembrane protein 108-like
Exons: 3
Coding region: 244-1788 (514 amino acids)
Biological process (GO): dendrite extension; retrograde axonal transport; postsynaptic density organization
Cellular component (GO): axon; endosome membrane; postsynaptic density
Source: RefSeq, a predicted model, not a curated record
ACACACAUCUUGACCAAGACAAGAGGGCAGCCAUGAUAGUGCCAAAACAUGCUGAAGGUGCCAUGGAAUUUUGUGCUCAAUGUCAGCCAUGUCCCAGAUGUUUUUAAUGGAAUCUUAAAAACACCUUUAGACACCCUGGAAAUGAGGUGGAAAAGCUAGCCAGGAAAUCUACCCUCGACUGACAGUGUGGUACCCUCUGAAAUUGUGGUAAAUAACACGUGCCUCUCCACAGUUUGAGAAGGUAUGGAGUCCAGCCCUCUCUCUCUGUUACUUAUCCUGCUCACAGGUGUCCUAGCAAUCCUGGCAGUGCCUGCGGGGCUGCUGUCCUCAGCAGAGGAGCUGUAUCCCAGCCAGACGCCUCAGGAAUCCAGCUCCAUGCCCCAGCGGAGUCAGCCCCCUGCUUCAUCCCUGGACCCUGUGUCCUGGGACGAGGGGUCCAGCAGUGGGAUCUGGGACACCCGGGCCAUCCGUUCCACUGCAGCCUUUGGCCUGACGGGCUCGUCUCGCACCAGCGACAACUCAGUGCACUCUGCCCAACCCUCCAUAUCCAGCAGGACAGAGGCGAGCAGCUGGGCUCCGUCCGCCGGCUCUGUCAGUGCUGACGCGGAGAGCUCGGGUCGUACCGCCCUUGACCUCAGCUCCGCUCGGCCGGUGACUGAACCGGCACCCAGCACAGGGGUGGUGUGGAGCACAGGGCCUCCCAGCGAGCGAGGUGACACCCCGGAGUCCUUGCACACUCUGCAGACGGCGCCCUUCGAGGAACCACGCCUGGAGGAGCCCACAGACUCCAGCGGGCCAUUCUACACCUCUGAGCUUCACCUCCUCACCUCCUCCUCCUCCGCAUUAGACCGGGCGCCGAGCGAGCCUGCGGGGACAAUGCCCGACGAGCUGGCCCCUCCCCACCCCAUCACACUGCGCGAGGCGCACCCCCCUGAGCGCACCCCGCAGCAGGGGGGAGGGGACGGCACUCCAGAGACACUGCCCUCAGUUACCGCAUCCCCAGCAGCCACCCCUCCCUCCACCUCCCCCAGCUUCAGCUCCACCCCCACAGACUGCAGCACUAUGGCAGAGACGGUUGCCAGCACGCCCGGCACCACUGACGGUGCCGGCGCACCUCCUGCCAACACCACUGAUACACUCAGCUGUGCCACACAUGCCUUCAGCUCAGAGGGCAAUAGCACUCAUUUUCCUACUGUGGAGGGCAAUGCCACUGACCCGGUGGGGUCAGAGGUCAACUCCACAGACCCGUACCCUGGCCCUGACGGCAGCAUGGCGGCAAUGCCCAGAGGGGGCCAGCCCCUGCAGGCGAACGGCUCAUCCACCACCCAGCCUCCCUCCACUGCCACCGGCAACUUCCUCAACCGGCUGGUCCCUGCCGCCACCCGCGGCCCCCGGGGACCCAGCAACCACUCAGGGCCUGCGCUGGACCCUUCACACCCCCAUGCCAGCAUCUGCCUGGGCAAGAUGGACAUCGUGUGGAUCGUGCUAGCCAUCAGCGUGCCCGUCUCCUCCUGCUCUGUGCUCCUGACUGUGUGUUGCAUGAAGAGGAAGAAGAGGGCGUCCAGCCAGGAGAACAACCUGAGCUACUGGAACAACACCAUCACCAUGGACUACUUUAACCGCCACGCUGUGGAGCUUCCCCGGGAGAUCCAGUCCCUGGAGACGGCUGAGGAGCAGGAGACCUGUUUGCCCCCCAAUGGAGACUACCCCGACAGUGGCAUGGUGCUGGUCAACCCUUUCUGCCAAGAGACGCUCUUCAUUAACACAGACAAGGCCUCUGAUAUCUAGACAGACACUGCUGGCUUUUUUUGUGAUGUCAUCAAAAUGAGACAGACUCAAGAAGUCUCUGUUGCUUUCCCUUUUCGCUAUGGUUGUCGACCAUUUUUUAUAUAUGUGGUAAACUUUCAGAGACUGUGCUUUAUAUAUAAAAUAUAUACAUAAAUGAAUAAAAAAUGAAAUAAUGAAACAGAAGCUAUUUACUAUGAGGGUGCGGCAGAAUAUUUUUCUGAUGUACAUUUUCUACGAAUGCAUAAUUGUUAUAAGGGUUUUUAUGUCUUUUUAAAGAAAACAAUGUUUGGUUUUGGUUUUGCUACAGUGGCUUGGUGGUGAGAGUGUAUUUGCAGCCGUUUAAAUUCUGCUGAAGAGAGAAAAUGUAUAAAGUAUAAUCAUUAUAGUGGACUAACCCAAAAUAUUUCUAAAAUUCAAAGCCUGUUGAACUUGAAAUCUGUACUUAAGUACUUGAGCAGAUGUCAAAGUUUAGUGGAGUGGCUAGCUAAUGAUGUUUAGCUGCUGGUGGGACAGUGUUCCUCUAGGCAGAGGGUCAGUGAGGGAGAGCUUUUGUAGAAGAUAGAACAUGCACUACAACACCAGUGCAACACAACCCUGGUCCUCAAGGGCCACAUUGUCAGCAGACUUUGGUCCCUGGCAUGUAUGAAUGGGUCUAGCUUCCCUCCCCAGUUCUGAGAGUCAAAGAGAGCUAGAAAACCCAUGGAAUUACAGCCCUCUAAAAUCUAUGUUCAGUAGCCCUGCUGAAGUGGAGGGACCACUAACACUGAUCCCCAGCUGUAGAUGGAAUUACUGAGAUAUUUCAGUCUGUGGGAUGUUGUGCAGACUGGAUUUCGGAACGGGAUCCUGAAGGGGCCUGUCCCACACAUGUCACCAGCCUGUAGAAUACCAGGGGGACCACAUGUGAAUGCCUCAGUCCCCCCGGUAGAAAAGCCCUUAAAUAAUCAUGUUUUUUCUGUACCAGUCUGUGUUCUGUAGUGUGUACGUUGUUUAUGGUUUAUGUAUUGUGGGUGC